Prunus armeniaca (apricot) is the source of this 1137-nucleotide messenger RNA. The record is from the annotation of a GenBank genome assembly. Lineage: Eukaryota; Viridiplantae; Streptophyta; Magnoliopsida; Rosales; Rosaceae.
AUGGAUACUGUUGGAAUAUUGGUAUGCUACAAUGGAAGUUGGGUUAGGAAGGAUAACAUUGACAAUUAUGAAGGUGGGGAGGCUAAAGGCAUAAUAGUGUCACGGAACAUAACGUUUCCCGACCUUGUUCAACGUAUUUAUAAGAUCAUGGAUGCAGAUUCUAACAAAGACAUUGUGACACUGAAGUAUUCAGUUACUUUAUCCUCAUCUGUCUAUAAGCACAUAAGGUUUGAAGACAAUGAUGAUGUUCAAUAUUUUGUAAAGUACAACACAGAUGUUAUGGCCUCUAAAGUAACCCCUUUAAUAGCAAGCUUGAAAAAUAUACAAGGUCAUGGUAUCGGAGGGUGCAAUGGCAAUGUAAGCAUUGAGAGUAGCAAUGCUCCUGCUAAAUUUGGUGUGGAACAUAGAAAUGAGGUCAUUGGGGAGAACGAAAUUGAAAAUGGUGGAAAUGGAUUUAAUUGGACGGAUUGGGUUGAAGAUGUUAAUUUUGAAAGUGUCGAAAACAUAGUUGCUGAUUUGUGUGAACCUAGCAACGAAGAGGAACCGUACUCUGCGCCAAAUAUGCAUCGUCAUGGGGACAACAAUUUCGAACCCUCUACUGUGCAGUGUAGACAGGUGCAAUCUGAACAUUCUCGACAAUCAAUUUCGACUGGAACACACACAAGCCGGAUUGAUUUGAUGCAUGGUCAGAGUUUCAAACAGAUUGAUUAUGGUGGAGGCCUUUGUUGCAUACAUUGGGAAGCAAAUUUUAAGGUUUGCCGAGUUUUUCCAAAUAAGGUUUACCUUUUAAAAACCAUAAGUUUAGCAGCAAUUAGAGGCCACUUUCGAUUGAGAACCGUCCAAUCUGGGAAGCAUCGGUUGUGUGUUCGUUGUUGGCAGCUUCCUUGCCCUUGGCAAGUUCGGGCAUAUAAAAUUGGAUUACAUGAGUUUAGGGUUGUUAAAUACGAUCCGUUUCAUGAAUGUGAUCUAAGGUAUGUAACCAGUCACCAUCCUCAAGCUACGACUGGACUGCUGUCCGACAGUGUGAAUUGGAGAUUCAAGGAUUCGCGCACCAUUUAUACUCCAGUUGAUAUCAAGAAAGAUGUGAAAACAAAUUUUGGGGUGACCAUAAGCUAUGCUACAACGUGGAGAAGCUGA